AAUACACAGUUUCAGACGCUUCACGCGGGAGAGCGGCAUCAAAGCAGAAAGGGUGUAGAGAAGAAAUGGUGGCCAAAAGGAAGACCCCCGUCAAGUCCCGAAACCCAAAUCUCAUCCGUGGUAUAGGCAAGUAUUCCAGGUCUAAGAUGUACCACAAGCGUGGCCUUUGGGCCAUCAAGGCCAAACACGGCGGCGUUUUCCCUCGCCACGACCCCCAGCCUAAGCCCCCUGCUGCCGCCGAGAAGCCGCCCAAGUUUUACCCAGCUGACGAUGUCAAGAAGCCUCUUCUCAAUAAGCGCAAGCCUAAACCCACUAAGCUCAGAGCAAGCAUUACACAUGGGACGGUGUUGAUUUUGUUGGCUGGUAGAUUUAUGGGGAAGAGAGUUGUAUUUUUGAAGCAACUUCCUUCCGGGCUUCUUUUGGUCACUGGACCAUUCAAGAUCAAUGGUGUUCCUUUAAGGCGGGUGAACCAAUCCUAUGUCAUUGCGACUUCUACCAAGGUUGACAUCUCGGGAGUUAAUGUAGAGAAGUUUGAUGACAAGUACUUUUCCAAGGAAGUUGAGAAGAAGAAAAAGAAGGGUGAGGGAGAGUUCUUUGAAGCUGAAAAGGAGGAUAAGAAGAAGCUGCCAGAAGACAAGAAAGAAGACCAGAAAGCUGUCGAUACCUCUUUAAUAAAGUCUCUCGAGGGAGUCCCAGAUUUGAAAGCCUACCUUGCUGCAAGAUUUUCCUUGAAGUCUGGCAUGAAGCCUCAUGAACUUGUCUUCUAGAAGUAACUUGCAUUUAAGCAUAGCUGUUUUCCUUUGCUGUUCUUUUGUCUUUGAGUAUUAGUGGUUAUAUCGUAAUAUCAGUGUUGCCGGACCUAUAUAGGGAAACCAUCUUUUGUUUUUCUAAUACCAUCUUUUAAUAAGCAAGAACCCCAAGUUUCCA
Messenger RNA from Hibiscus syriacus, 927 nucleotides. Its product is annotated as 60S ribosomal protein L6-like. The transcript has 4 exons. Gene Ontology annotation, molecular function: structural constituent of ribosome; RNA binding. Bases 66 to 767 code for a protein of 233 amino acids. NCBI's taxonomy places the organism in Eukaryota, Viridiplantae, Streptophyta, Magnoliopsida, Malvales, Malvaceae. The record is from RefSeq and is a predicted model, not a curated record. Gene Ontology annotation, biological process: ribosomal large subunit assembly; cytoplasmic translation. Gene Ontology annotation, cellular component: cytosolic large ribosomal subunit; ribosome.